AUGCAGAAUAUUUCAGAAGUCACUGAAUUUAUCCUUGUGGGAUUAACAGAUGCCCCAGAGCUACAGAUUCCUUUAUGUAUCAUCUUCACUUUUAUUUAUCUGACCACAUUGAUUGGUAAUCUUGGGAUGAUUGGGUUGAUUCUCCUGGAUUCUCGUCUCCACACUCCCAUGUACUUUUUUCUCAGUAACCUCUCACUGGUGGACUGUGUUUAUGCCUCAGCUGUCACUCCUAAAGUAAUAGAAGGGUUUCUCACAGAAAACAACAUCAUAUCCUACAAUGCAUGUGCUACCCAGAUGUUCUUCUUCAUAGCAUUUGUAAUUACUGAAAGUUUUCUCUUAGUAUCCAUGGCCUUUGAUCGUCAUGCAGCAGUAUGCAAACCCUUGCAUUACUCUACCACCAUGACAACAACAAUAUGUACCCUACUUAUUGCUGGUUCUUACAUAAUUGGAUUUUUACAAUCUUCCAUUCAUGUUGCCUUCACAUUCCACCUAUCCUUUUGCCAUUCCAACAGAGUGAAUCAUUUUUUUUGUGAUAUUCCCCCACUACUGGAACUUUCUUGUUCUAGUAUCUACACAAAUGAAAUUGUAUUGUUCAUUUUGGCAGGACUCAAUGUUGCUUUAAGUGUGUUGGUUAUCUUGAAUUCUUACAUACUUAUUUUUGUUGCAAUCAUGAGAAUGCGUUCUGCUGAUGGACAAAAGAAGGCCAUUUCCACAUGUGCUUCACACCUUACCACUGUUUCUAUAUUCUAUGGCACAAUCAUCUUCAUGUACUUACAGCCCAGCUCCACUCACUCCAUGGACACUGACAAGGUAGCAUCUGUAUUCUACACCAUGAUCAUUCCCAUGUUGAACCCUAUAGUCUACAGCCUGAGAAACACAGAGGUCAAGAAUGCAUUCAAAAAGGUUACUGGAAAAGUGUUAUUUUCACUGGGAUUAGUCUAA
Messenger RNA from Rattus rattus (black rat), 942 nucleotides. RefSeq names its product olfactory receptor 5B12-like. Gene Ontology annotation, molecular function: olfactory receptor activity; G protein-coupled receptor activity; odorant binding. Gene Ontology annotation, cellular component: membrane. Gene Ontology annotation, biological process: G protein-coupled receptor signaling pathway; sensory perception of smell. The transcript has a single exon. Lineage: Eukaryota; Metazoa; Chordata; Mammalia; Rodentia; Muridae. The record is from RefSeq and is a predicted model, not a curated record. The coding region runs from base 1 to 942 and encodes 313 amino acids.